Messenger RNA from Phytophthora nicotianae INRA-310, 456 nucleotides. RefSeq lists its product as hypothetical. Lineage: Eukaryota; Oomycota; Peronosporomycetes; Peronosporales; Peronosporaceae. The record is from RefSeq and is a predicted model, not a curated record. Bases 1 to 456 code for a protein of 151 amino acids. The transcript has 4 exons.
AUGACUUUGCCUGAAGCUCCGGGGCCCGAUCGGAACCUACCCAAGAACAUCGCGAUCGUGGCAACGCAGCGCGAGAAAACCACAUCCGAAGACGAGAAGAAACUGGUGACAGAACAGAAGUCACCCAUCGUCAACUUCGCAGUACAACGUGAGUCCGUAGCGAUGGAUGACGUGAGAGAGUCCGGAGACAUGGUGGGCGAUCGUGAGUCGGACCCAAUGGUGGGCGAGCGCAACUCGGAAGGGAAGUUGGGCCAGCACGAUUCCGGCGAGGUGGGCGGUUGGUGUGGGCUUGACAGCACGGAAGACAGCACACGGAAUCUGGACGAGCAAUUUCGUUCCGUGCUCGACACUUCUAACGCAGCGGAACCUCGCCGGUCGUCAGCAAACGCUGAAAUUUCGUCAGAUUUCAACCUGGUGCAAGACUCGGGUGACGAUGGAGAGUACAAGGCAAUGUAG